ACAUACCUGCAAUUGAUAUGACAUAGUUUACUAUCUGCAUGGGGAUCAGACACAAAAAUGUUGCCUAUCUUGUAAAAGGAAUAGCAGUCACGAUUCAUAAAGAGGUUUCUUUUCAUAAAGCAUUUAAUUGAUGUUAUAUUAAUUUUGGAGAAGAGCACUCAGCUUCCUCUCUUGUAAAAGCUAGACUUUCCGAUCCUGCUCUCUCUUCCAAAUCUGCAAUCUAAUUGUUGUGAUACUUAAUGAGGAGGAGUACUUGACACUGCAUGUUGAUUUGAUGCUUGAUGCACUAGAUCCGUAGCUGAACAACCCACCCUCCCUUUCCUGCUAGAUUCCAAAGCAAAAUUCGACCUUGGCCUGGCCCAGACUUAAAGCUGCAGAAUUUGGGCUGAGUUUGGGCUUUUUGCAAAACCCAAGCUUCCAGGCUUUCUCCUAAGUGUCCUGGGUCUGAAGGAAGCCCUUGUGUUUUGGAACAAAGCAUCGCACCGCUGGUUCAACCUAUUCCCACUUGGGAGUAAGUAGGGAAGAAGAUGGCAGCCUGAAAAAAAAUCUCCCAGGAGAUGUGGAAUAAGCUGCCAAGAUCAGCCACAUUAGUGCUGACACGCGCCAGACAAAGGAGCCCAGAUUCUAUAAAUGAGACGGCAGGCUGGGAUUGGCAUUUGGCUGGAUUGUCAGGAAAGAGGCUCUGGUGAUUUGAAGCUGAGAGACCCGAGAGCUGCAAAGAGGAAAGGCUCCCCGACUUCAGCUGCUGUGAAUAUUUCUCUAUAGCCAGACUGUGCUGUUUGUUUGGAAAAGUUCUUCCAGAUUUGAGGAUGACCAGAAAAAUCUUCACCAACAGCAGGGAGAGGUGGAGGCAACAAAACGUCAACAGUGCCUUUGCCAAGCUGAGAAAGCUGAUUCCCACCCAUCCUCCUGACAAGAAGUUGAGUAAGAAUGAGACUCUUCGCUUAGCCAUGAGGUACAUCAACUUCCUGGUCAAGGUCCUUGGAGACCAAGGGCUGCCGCAAACAGGUGUGAAUCCACGAGAAAGGAUACUGGGCCUGUUCCAGCAGAAUCCACAUUUGGAACACAUGGAAGAACUGACUCUCCUUGAAGACUCUGAGGUCCCUUCUCCCAACACAAGCAGCAACAUCCCAGAAUGCUGGUCAGAAACAUCAUCUCCAUAAUCAGUCAGUCAGGGUAAUCAUCCUGAUUGCAAUUUGAUAGUUCUCCUUGAUACCGGUUGUGGUAGUUGUUUGUUUCUAUACAGUGUUAAUCUAUUUAUUUAUUUAUUUAUUUGGUCCAUCAUGGUCUUUUAAAACUCAAAUGUACGUUAUGUAAGCAUUUCUGAGGAAGAACAUGGCUUUCAAUAAUUAAAAAGAAUUCCAAAGGUCUAAUCGGCUAUAAAGGGCUUUGAUUUUGAGUACAAGGGACUUUGACUGGGCCUGCUGAAAGUCGACAAUGGAUCACUUGCCCUUUAUUGUGACAUACAAGUGAAAAUUGUUAGGGUCAGUAGCUUGUGGCUGAGUGACACUGUAAGUUUUAAAACAGCUGGCUAGGAGAUCUGGGAAUUUCAGUUCCUGACAAUUUGGCUGCUGGAUUGACAAAGGUUAAUUGAAAAUCUAAGUCAAACAAAUUAUGCAGUUGUGCAUCUUCUCCUGUGGUAGAACAAGUCCCUUCCCACUUCCUUUAACAUACCACAGUGAACAACUGAUUAUUGCUUCCCCGCUUCCUUUCUUCAGGGAAGAAACCACAUAAACUGAGCAGCCACGUCUCCAAUUACAACUGUGAGCAUCUCACUGUAUCCAUUUUGAGAGAUGUGAUAACACUGCCAACUAUAAAUUGGGUAUUUUACAAUACUAUAAAUUCGGUGUUGUAAAAGAAAGUAUCUGGAGCUCUGGAGCCAAGGCUACUCAUUAAAAAAAAACUUUUUUUCAUUUAAGAUACGAUAUAUUAAUGUCAAAGUUAGUUGAGCACUGCUAAGGUCUUCUUCUCUUUUGCCUGCAAUGCCCAGUUCAGUGCAAUCUUUAUGCUAGGAUGUGUGCAUUUCAUUUACUAGUUUUCCUCCAGUAUAUGUCAAAACCUGAGGGAGAUAAAAAUUUAACCAAAACAAAAUGCAUAAGGAAUACAUCUGAGCAGAUGGGAAUGGAUCAUGCCCACUAUGCUUGUUCAGAUGUAAUCAACAAUGGAUUUUAGUUAUCUCUGAAAUAUUCAAAGAUGCCUACCUUAAAAAAAUAUGGAUUUAAGUAUUAUUUCAACUGGAUUUAUAAUGUGAGGAAAAAACUCUUAAAUUUGGCUGGAAUUACA
This is a messenger RNA of Ahaetulla prasina, 2283 nucleotides long. It is a transcript of the gene TAL2, whose product is annotated as TAL bHLH transcription factor 2. NCBI's taxonomy places the organism in Eukaryota, Metazoa, Chordata, Lepidosauria, Squamata, Colubridae. Gene Ontology annotation, biological process: regulation of transcription by RNA polymerase II. The record is from RefSeq and is a predicted model, not a curated record. Bases 810 to 1163 code for a protein of 117 amino acids. The transcript is spliced from 2 exons. Gene Ontology annotation, molecular function: DNA-binding transcription factor activity, RNA polymerase II-specific; RNA polymerase II cis-regulatory region sequence-specific DNA binding; protein dimerization activity.